Molecule: messenger RNA, 1585 nt
Organism: Oryza brachyantha (malo sina)
Lineage: Eukaryota; Viridiplantae; Streptophyta; Magnoliopsida; Poales; Poaceae
Product: mRNA-decapping enzyme-like protein
Exons: 8
Coding region: 163-1323 (386 amino acids)
Biological process (GO): deadenylation-independent decapping of nuclear-transcribed mRNA; deadenylation-dependent decapping of nuclear-transcribed mRNA; positive regulation of catalytic activity
Cellular component (GO): P-body
Molecular function (GO): enzyme activator activity; mRNA binding
Source: RefSeq, a predicted model, not a curated record
CUCUCUCUGCACCCGCGGCCAAAUUUGCCAAUCGACGGCUCCUCGAAUCGAAAUCCCCCUUCCCCUCUCGAUCCGUCCUCCAAACCCUAGCGAGGCAAGCGAGCCGCCAUUAGGGUUAGGGCUUCCUCCCCCUACCCCUGCCCGAGGCGGCGUUCCGCGGCCAUGGCCCACGGCGGCGGCGGCGGCGGGAGGGCCAAGGUGACGCCCAACCUGGCGAUGGACGAGGAGGGCACGCGGGUGCUCAACCUCACCGUGCUCCAGCGCCUCGACCCCGCCGUCGAGGACAUCCUCAUCACCGCCGGCCACGUCACGCUCUACGACUUUGACACCAACCUCAACCAGUGGAGCCGGAAGGAGGUGGAGGGGUCGCUCUUCGUUGUCAAGAGGAAUGCACAGCCCAGAUUCCAGUUUGUUGUCAUGAAUCGGCGUAAUACCGAUAAUCUAGUCGAAGAUCUCCUGGGAGAUUUUGAAUACCAGCUCCAGGUUCCCUAUAUAAUGUACCGCAAUGCUGCACAAGAAGUUAUUGGUAUUUGGUUUUAUAAUUCCCAAGAAUGUGAAGAAGUUGCAAAUCUGUUUAGCAGGAUAUUGAAUGCAUUCUCCAAGGCAACUCCAAAGCCAAAGGUUCCCUCAAUUAAAAGUGAAUUUGAAGAGCUGGAAGAAGCACCUGCUGCUUUGGUUGAAGGUCCACUAGAGCCUCAAACAUCGAAUAUAAUACCAGCUACUACCCAUGUCCAGGAGGAUCCCUUAUCGGCAUUCUUCAGUGGAGCUAUAAAUGUUGGCAGUAGCUCUGGUGUAGCAGUUGCAGGACAGAAUCAAUCUUUUGGGUCUACUCCUUUAUCUUCACACGCACCAACAAGUAUCAGUAUAUCGCAGCCUCCUGUUGCACACCAUUUGCUCCCUUCUCAAACUUCAUCAGUAUCUGGGAUAUCCCCUGAUGUUCACGGUGGAACUGGUGCUGUGGUCAACAGGUCAGCAAGUCUUCUAAAUCCAUCACAUUUUUCACCAUUGACAUCUUCACAGACAACAAUGGCUCGCACCAAUUCGGCGGUACCAACUGCUCCACCUCAACAUCCUCGUAUAGCUCAGCAGCCACAGAGUGCUCCCUUGCUUCAGCCAUUCCCGUUGCCUACAGCAUCGCCUUCACCACCAUAUGGGACUCCAUUACUUCAACCAUUUCCGCCACCAAAUCCAUCCCCAUCUCUUGCAUCAGCAUCAAUCUACAGCCCGACACUAUCCAGAGACAAAGUCAGGGAUGCAUUACUUAGACUUGUUGAGAGUGAUGAAUUCAUCGAUUUAGUCUACCGGGAGAUUAUGAAAGGAUAAAAUUAACAUUCAAGACAACCAUCCUUCCAACAGGCUUGGUUUAUGUUUUAGACUAGGGACUUUUAUCAUCUUUUGUCAAGCUAUUCAGGUUUCAAGACAUGGUACUGUAUAUUUGUUGGUCUAAGUCCAUAGGUGCACCAUCCUCCAUUGGCGGAGUUUGUAUUUAAGUACCAUUUACAUAUCUGUAAAGACGAACUGGUCCAUCUGUGCUUGGGAAUAUUGUGUGCUAUAUCCUUGGUGCAGAAAAGUUUUGCUCGAGACA